CACAGAAGCAAAUUCUAUACCUCUUGUGAUAGUAAUUUCUAGCGUAUAGCAAUAGUCUGAGAAAAGAAAAAUGGAGAGAAAAAUGAUGGAUUGUGGGUCUUGGUUUUUAUGGAUUCUUGGGCUCGGAAUCAUUUUGGCCAUGGUGGGUAGCCGCUGCGUGCAUGCUACCAUUACAUGUUCGGAAGCCAUAAGCACAUUGGCCACUUGCGUGCCCUUCUUAACGGGUGCUUCGCCAUCCCCAAGUGCUCCUUGCUGCGAAGGCGUGUCUAAACUGAAUGAUGAAGCUUCAACAACCAAAGAUCGUCAGGUCCUUUGUAAUUGUUUGAAGGCUACUGCCCCUAGCGUUGGGGUCAACCCAGAAAGAGCUAGGGAGUUGGCUCCAAUGUGUAGUGUUAACACUCCGGUGCCCAUCGACCCCGACACCAACUGCAAUAAUAUUACUAUGCAGAGGGGAAUGAAGUAACAGAGGAAUUGUAGAAUUUCAUCGUCCGAAGCUUUAUAACAAGAAAAGCAUACUCUUAUGUAAUAGAGUUUAUGAACCCUCCUUAUUACCUGAAUAAAUGGAUGAGAAAUAAAAUUGCAAUUUUUAGAAUUCUCUUAUCUAAAAAUAUAGUUUUUAUUAACAAUAUUCCAGGAAAUUGUUUGGUGAUGAAAUGAAUCUGGAUCAACCUAUACUUGCUUAGCUUUUUUUUUUCCUACAAAAAAAGGAGUAAAUUUCAUAUUUUCUGCAUAAAACUUUUUAAUCGAGUAAAAUUAAUUAUAUAGAUAGACAAGCUGGAGUAAGUAAAUAAUAAUAAUAAUAUAAUAGAGCAUGCACAUGCGAGGGUAUAAGACAUGUCUCUAUUAUUAAUUGUCUCCACUUAAUUGUUGGACUCAGGGACAGAGCCAAUGUAGGACAAUGGGGGCAGCCGCCCCCUAACCCUUUCAAAAUUUUCAAAUUUGGUAAAUUAAUUUCAAUUAGAAAUCAGUCCCAUGUUAUUUAUUAAAUUUGCCAUGAAUUAAUCACAAGAAAAUUGCAAAUUAAUUCAUCCACCAAUUACCAGAUUUAGAACAAUGUGUAUCUUUAGGCAAUUGCCCACAAGGCACGAGAAAGGUAACGGUGUUCGUAAUGAUAUUCUAUUCUUCCUUGUAAAGAUCUUGCACUUGUGUUCAAUGAAAUGUUUUACAUGGACAGAAACCCUUUUAGUUUAUGAUAUAAAACUUUUCUAAAUAG
Messenger RNA from Rubroshorea leprosula, 1213 nucleotides. Lineage: Eukaryota; Viridiplantae; Streptophyta; Magnoliopsida; Malvales; Dipterocarpaceae. The record is from the annotation of a GenBank genome assembly.